AUGCUAGCUUUAAAAUCCUCUGGCAUGGAGCUACGAAAAUGGGCUAGUAAUGACCAGGAUCUGAUGGCAACGAUACCUCUCGAGCAUCGAUGCAAGCAGACAUCCCUCAGUUGGGACAAUGCGGACACCAUCAAAACACUGGCAAAGAUUAUAUUGAAAGAAAUCACACUAGCGAAGCAAUAUCGCGAGGACGGAUCGAGUACAUCACUGGAUUGGGAUGAGCCAGUUCCCAACACCAUUGCCGUCAAAUGGCAACAAUUUCGACAGCAACUAAUGAAGGUUAAGACGAUCAAAAUACCACGCAGCGUCAAAUUUACGCCACUAUUUAGUAGUGAGAUACAACUGCACACCUUUUGCGAUGGAUCCUCCAGUGCUUACGCAGCAGCAGUGUAUGCACGCACCCAACAGUCUGAUGGGACUUUCUAUACAACGCUCAUCGUCGCAAAAUCAAAAAUUUCGCCAACCAAGCCGUUAACAAUACCGCGCACUGAGCUAUGCGGUGCAGUAUUAGCUACCAAACUCACCAAAUGGGUGCUGGAGAAUAACCGAUGGACCAAUGCACAUAUAUCUACCUUUUACUGGACCGAUGCUACCAUUGUUCUGCACUGGAUUAAAGGAGACAUUACUAGGUGGAAAACGUUUGUAGCCAACCGAGUGUCUUACAUUCUCGACCACACCUCAGCGGCUCAGUGGCACCACAUAGACACAUCGGAAAACCCAGCAGAUUGCGCAACCAGAGGCUUACCACCGAGCCAAAUACCUGAUAUUUGGUGGCAUGGCCCAUCCUGGCUAUGCAAACCACACAAUAUUUGGCCAAACACGCAAUCACAAUUGCUCAAUCCAGAAGAACGGGAUCUGGAGGCCAAAUCCAUAAAAAUUAGAGCCUUCACUACCUUGUCAGACACAAAGGAUUCUAUUAUUGACCGAUUCUCGUCGUAUACAAAACUGCUACGUGUCACGGCAUACAUGUUACGAUUCUGCCACAAUGCUCAUGCUCGAGCACAACGAAGUCACGGAUCACUCUCUCCUGACGAGCUGGAUGAGGCCCUGUGCUGCAUAGCUCGCCUUGCACAAUCCGAUACAUUUCACGCCGACAUCCAAGCGCUUAAAAGGAACAAGCCAUUUGGUAAUUCAACACUCUCAUCAGCUCACUCUACAUGGCGGCGCUCAAUUAACACUGGCUCACAUACGCUACAAAUUCUGGAUUCCCAGAGGCAGACAAGCAGUCAGGCGAAUCAUCCGAAAUGCGUCACAUGUUUUAAGGUAGCUCCAGUCGUAGCGAAGCAAUUGAUGGGUGACUUGCCAUUACAUCGAGUCAACCCCCAACUCGUCCGUUCAUUACAACAGGAGUUGACUACACUGGUGCGAUUGAACUUCAAGCCGCGCGUGUACGAGGAUCAACCACCUACAAAGGCUAUGUAG
This is a messenger RNA of Drosophila teissieri, 1422 nucleotides long. RefSeq lists its product as uncharacterized. The coding region runs from base 1 to 1422 and encodes 473 amino acids. The transcript is spliced from 3 exons. The record is from RefSeq and is a predicted model, not a curated record. Lineage: Eukaryota; Metazoa; Arthropoda; Insecta; Diptera; Drosophilidae.